UACUCCAAUUUUUUUUUACUGUUUUUUACAUAUCAUUUGUUGUUUGUUAUCAUUAAAAAUAUAUUAUUUCUUUUCUUGAAUAUGUUGAUCAAUAUAAUUAUCAUAUAAACAACAGAUUUAAUUAAUUUACCUUAAGUGUUCAUAAAGGUACAACAGUAUUUAUUUAAUUUAAAAAAAAAUGGGAGAGCAUGCUAUUCCAUUAGAUAUUUUGGACGAUUUAAGCAGUCGUUUCAUAAUAAAUGUACCAGAAGAAGAACGUAAAGAUCUUGUAAGAAUAUGUUUUCAAAUUGAAUUAGCACAUUGGUUUUAUCUUGAUUUUCAUUGUGCUGAAGAUUAUCGUAAAUUAAAAACAUGUAAUAUGAAAGAAUUUGCAACUCAUAUAUUUAAUCAUAUACCAUUUUUACGUCAACAUUUACCAAGAAUUGAUUCAGUACUUGAACAAUGGAAAGAAUAUAAAAUGAGUGUACCAACAUUUGGUGCAAUUGUAUUGAAUGAAGAUUUAACAAAAGUAUUAUUAGUACAAAAUUAUUGGUCAAAAAAUAGUUGGGGUUUUCCAAAAGGUAAAGUUAAUGAAGAUGAAGAUCCAUCACAUUGUGCUGUUAGAGAAGUAUUUGAAGAAACUGGUUUUGAUAUAUCAAAUUUCAUUGAUAAAAAUGAUUAUAUUGAAUCAAUGAUUCAUGAUAGACUUGUUAGAUUAUAUAUUAUAUCUGGUGUACAAAUUGAUACUAAAUUUGAGCCACAAACAAGAAAAGAAAUUAAAAAUGUUGAAUGGUUUUUACUAAAUGAUUUACCAACAACAUCAAAAGACAUGACACCAAAAGUUAAAAUGGGAGUUAAUCCAAAUGCAUUUUUUAUGGUUGUACCAUUUAUCAAACGAAUGAAAAGAUGGGUUAUGGAAAAAAAUCAACGUGAUAAACAAGCAUCAGCAGUUGCUAAUCGUAGACAUCGUCAUAAAUCACUUGGUGAUGCUGAUAGAAAUACAGAAACACGACGUUCAAUAUCAUCAGUACAAACAGUUCCAAAUGGUUCUUUUAUUAGAGCUAAUAAAAAUGCAAAUACAUCACCAAUUAGAAAUCGUCAACGUUCAACUGUUGAACGUAAACAAAAUGGAAAAUUUGAAAUUAAAAAUUUAUCAAAAGGAGCUAUUAAAAGAAAUUUAUUUGGUGAAAAUAAUCAUGAAAAUAAUAAUAAUAAUUCACCAAUGAAACUUGCUCAACAAUUAAUUGACAGUCCAAGACCAGCAUCACAUAAUGUUAUAAAAAAUCAACAACAACAAGUGCAACAACAAGUACAACAAGUACAACGACAACAACAACAACAACAAACGUCUUAUUGUGAAGAUAAUCCAGUAAAUUCACAAUUUCAAAAUACAUUAAACAAAAUUAAUUUGGAAAUUAAUAAUAUAUUGUUUAAACCAAAAAGUUGGAUGCAUUUUUCAUUUGACAAACAAGCUGUUUUAAAAUGUUUUUAAUUUUCAAUGAGUCAAAUAAUUGGUACUAUAUUUUUUUUAAAAAAUUAAUUCUAGUUCAACUGUAACUACUUGUAAUAAUUUAAUUGUAAAAAAAGAGUUGAUGCUCAACUUUUCCCUUGUUUUUUUUUCAUUUUUUAUUUAAAAUUUGUAUAUAAAAAUAAUAAAUAUACAUACAGCAUAAAUAAAUAAACGUUUGUUUAUAAUUAAUUUUGAUGUAUUGUUUACCAAAAUUUUCGUGGUG
Molecule: messenger RNA, 1712 nt
Organism: Aphidius gifuensis
Lineage: Eukaryota; Metazoa; Arthropoda; Insecta; Hymenoptera; Braconidae
Gene: DCP2
Product: m7GpppN-mRNA hydrolase
Exons: 4
Coding region: 179-1471 (430 amino acids)
Biological process (GO): deadenylation-dependent decapping of nuclear-transcribed mRNA; nuclear-transcribed mRNA catabolic process, nonsense-mediated decay
Cellular component (GO): P-body; cytoplasm
Molecular function (GO): 5'-(N(7)-methylguanosine 5'-triphospho)-[mRNA] hydrolase activity; RNA binding; manganese ion binding
Source: RefSeq, a predicted model, not a curated record